GCAGUUUUAUAACCUCAACUCAACGAUUAACUUUCGUUCGUAGCUAAAGUUGACGUGGUAUAGAGGUGUAUCAGAUUAGAUUGCCGCAUGAGAAGUAGAUAACUAAAGUUAAAUAAAUUGGAAAAAAUGGAUAUCGCUUCAUUAUUCGAUGAUGUUCGUCGUAUGAACAAAAGACAGUUUUUGUACCAAGUUUUGAGCUUUGGUAUGAUAGUCUCUUCUGCAUUGAUGAUAUGGAAGGGUUUAAUGGUUGUAACAGGGAGUGAAAGUCCUAUUGUUGUCGUACUUAGUGGUAGUAUGGAACCUGCUUUUCAUAGAGGCGAUUUAUUGUUCUUAACAAAUUAUCCCGAAGAGCCAGUGAGAGUGGGCGAAAUUGUUGUUUUCAAAGUGGAAGGGAGAGACAUACCCAUUGUACAUAGGGUACUAAAGCUCCAUGAGAAAAACAAUGGCACGGUUAAAUUUCUUACGAAAGGCGAUAACAAUAGUGUUGAUGACAGAGGUUUAUAUGCGCCUGGUCAAUUAUGGUUAACUAAAAAUGAUGUAGUCGGUCGAGCACGUGGUUUUUUGCCAUAUGUUGGAAUGGUUACGAUAUUAAUGAAUGAGUAUCCAAAAUUUAAGUAUGCGGUUUUGGCAUGUCUCGGAUUUUACGUUCUCGUUCAUAGAGAAUGAGUUUAAUUUAAAGAUUUUGUUACUAUGUACAAUAGCUACAAAGAUUAAUAAUAAUUUUUUUGGUUUUUU
This is a messenger RNA of Photinus pyralis (common eastern firefly), 735 nucleotides long. Its product is annotated as signal peptidase complex catalytic subunit SEC11A-like. The coding region runs from base 127 to 666 and encodes 179 amino acids. Gene Ontology annotation, molecular function: serine-type endopeptidase activity. The record is from RefSeq and is a predicted model, not a curated record. The transcript is spliced from 4 exons. Gene Ontology annotation, cellular component: membrane; signal peptidase complex. NCBI's taxonomy places the organism in Eukaryota, Metazoa, Arthropoda, Insecta, Coleoptera, Lampyridae.